AACGCGCAAUUCUUUUCUCCCAAGUGAUGGGCAACUUUCGUUGGCACCCCGUCGUUUUUGUGGCCGCGAUCUGCCUGCUGCUGCCGGCGAGGCUCGUUUGUGGGGCGAUAAUAUUCCCGAAGAUCCCGGACGUGCUCAACCCGCCGGUUCCGGACAGCAUCGACGUGGAGGAGCAGUCGUCGUACCUUCUGGACUCCGACCAGGACCCGGAAGUGACGCCGGGACUGUUCCAGGGCGAUAUGGCCAUGGAGAACGACAUGUACAAGUACUGGCGGGUUGGCCUCAAGUGGGACGUGUUUCCGGAACGUCGCUGGCCAAACGGAACCGUCCCGUACGCCAUCAGUCCGCUGUACGACAUCGAUGACCAGGUCACCAUCCGGCAGGCCAUCCGGACGCUCAACUUUAUGACCUGCGUUAAUUUUGUGCCCUGGAACGGACGCGAUAAGGACUUUCUGCUGAUUUGGCCCAUCAAAUAUCCGAAAGGAUGCUGGAGCUACGUGGGCAAAACCGGCGGCACCCAGAUCGUUUCACUGCAGCCACCGGACCAUCAGAGUGUCAACUGUUUGGGCCACGAGGGACGGGCCAUGCACGAACUGAUGCACGCGCUUGGUAUCUUUCACGAGCAGUCACGAGCAGACCGGGAUCGGUUCGUGAAAAUUCACUGGGACAAUAUCAUUCCGGCUUUCAAGUCCAACUUCGAGAAGCAGUCGCUGAAAAACACUACGUACAGCUUCGAGUACGACUACAACAGCAUUAUGCACUACGGAAAAAGCUAUUUCAGUGUUGGCAAGGGUAAACCCACCAUCGAAACCAAGAUGCCGGGCAUCAAGCUGGGCCAGCGGCAAGCCCUCAGCAAAACCGACUGCCUGAAGAUCAACGAUCUGUACGAGUGUCUGGACAACCCGAGGUUGAGCAAAAAGUACUACAAUCUGUGCAAAACCUUAGGCAUUUGACGCGAUGGGUUAGUUGGAGUUGAAUGCGGAUUCAAAUGUGCCAUUUCUGAAGAUGUUGAUUUGAAAUGUGAGUUUCAUUCACCGUAGGCUUAGUAUUUAUUGUUGGCGAAUCACAAAUAGUAAACGAUGAUCAUAAUA
This is a messenger RNA of Culex quinquefasciatus (southern house mosquito), 1091 nucleotides long. RefSeq names its product low choriolytic enzyme. The coding region runs from base 27 to 953 and encodes 308 amino acids. Gene Ontology annotation, biological process: proteolysis. Gene Ontology annotation, molecular function: metalloendopeptidase activity; zinc ion binding. The transcript is spliced from 2 exons. Lineage: Eukaryota; Metazoa; Arthropoda; Insecta; Diptera; Culicidae. The record is from RefSeq and is a predicted model, not a curated record.